AAUCGAUGUUCAACACAACGCAACAUUGUGUAAGAUAUUUCUGCUCUGUUACUCUACAAUGUAAAUAAAAACAGCCAUAAAAGCAAGCGUAAGAGCAUGGGUUUAUAGUUAGGCUUAUGUAAAAAUGCAGGAGCUAACUAAUUCGAAGUCAUGCUUUAAAUAUAAUAAAACUUUCGACGGCAUUCCGUGUGUACAUAUAAAAGCUGAUGAAUCUUCUCCAGCUCAUGAAGUUUACUCCAAACGAAAAAAAACCUCCAAUAAUGAUGCUGCUACAUAUUUUACUCAGUGUAUUAUCUCCAUUAGUUUACAGCAGCGAAGACGUAUCCUCCAGAGGUUUUUCCAUUGUAGGAGGGCACGAUAUCGACAUCACAGAUGUGCCAUAUCAGGUUUCGUUGCAGACUAAAAAUCAUAGUCACAUUUGCGGAGGCUCGAUCAUUUCCCCCUCCUGGAUUCUAACAGCUGCACAUUGUACUGAACACGAAAACAUAACUGUUUAUGGGGUUAGAGUUGGAAGCGUUAACUAUUCCUCAGGCGGGGAAUUUAUUCCCAUCAAGAAAAUAUUUCCACAUCCAAAGUAUAAUGCCACAUCUUUCGAUUAUGAUUUUUCAUUGCUGCAGUUGGCUAAGAGGAUAGUUUUGAAAAGUAUUUCUCAGAUAGUAGCUUUACCAUUACAAAAGCAAGUUGUUUUAGCAAACACGCCUUGUAUUGUCUCUGGAUGGGGUAAAACUCGAGACACAGACAGCGAACCAUCUGAAAUUUUACAAGCUACUAGCGUUCUCGUGUAUAAGCAAAAGGACUGCAAUGAAAUAUAUGGCGGAGUGACAGAUCGUAUGAUUUGUACUGGAACUCACGGACAAAGAGGCGCCUGUAGAGCAGACUCUGGGGGUCCUCUAGUGGCUAGCAGACAACUUAUUGGAGUUGUGUCAUGGGGUGGGCCUAGCUGUGGAAACCCUGAAUAUCCUGAUGUGUAUGCAAGGGUAUCUGCAGUACGUGGUUGGAUUUAUCACGUGACUAAUAUAUAAGUUACUCUUAUUCCUGAGCUGUAAUACAUCCACUAUUUCGUUUACAAAAAAAGUUGUUCGAACAGUGGAUUGAAUUUCAAUGAAAUCUAUUCAGUUGCUUUAUUUCGUAAUUAAUGAAACCAAGAGAUAAAUGUUUUUUUUUGUCAAAAGCUGAACCUUU
Molecule: messenger RNA, 1182 nt
Organism: Aedes albopictus (Asian tiger mosquito)
Lineage: Eukaryota; Metazoa; Arthropoda; Insecta; Diptera; Culicidae
Product: trypsin-7
Exons: 2
Coding region: 207-1022 (271 amino acids)
Biological process (GO): proteolysis
Molecular function (GO): serine-type endopeptidase activity
Source: RefSeq, a predicted model, not a curated record